This is a messenger RNA of Myripristis murdjan (pinecone soldierfish), 4904 nucleotides long. RefSeq names its product pleckstrin homology domain containing, family A member 7b (gene plekha7b). NCBI's taxonomy places the organism in Eukaryota, Metazoa, Chordata, Actinopteri, Holocentriformes, Holocentridae. The coding region runs from base 6 to 4145 and encodes 1379 amino acids. Gene Ontology annotation, molecular function: protein binding. The record is from RefSeq and is a predicted model, not a curated record. The transcript has 29 exons.
AGAUCAUGGCGGCACCUCUCGGACGGGACACCCUACCUGACUACUGGUCGUAUGGAGUUUGUAGAGACGGCAGAGUCUUCUUCAUUAAUGAUAAAACUCACAGCACUACUUGGCUACAUCCUCGCACUGGGGAACCUGUUAACUCGGGACACAUGAUACGGUCAGAUUUGCCGAGAGGAUGGGAAGAAGGCUUCACGGACGAAGGGGCGAGCUACUUCAUCAACCACAACCAGAGGAGUACGUCGUUUCGACACCCUGUGACUGGACAGAUAUCCCCUGAAAACACAGAAUACACACUACAGGACAGGAUAGAAUCCCGUAUGUCCAAGUCACCGGCCAGUCAGCGAGCCCCGAGCAUGGUCACUGUGCCCUCUGUGACUGUGACCUCACCAGCGGUGGAUGCCACCUCAGGGUCAAAGGGCUCCAGAGCCACAGGGAAGGUACACAGCUUCGGGAAGAGGGACCAUGCUAUCAAAAGAAACCUCAACAUCCCAGUGGUGGUGAGAGGCUGGCUCUACAAACAGGACAGCUCUGGAAUGCGACUGUGGAAAAGGAAGUGGUUUGUUUUGUCAGACUACUGCUUGUUUUAUUACAAAGACAGCCGGGAAGAGACAGUGCUGGGCAGCAUCCCUCUGCCCAGUUAUGUCAUUGCACCAGUCGAGCCUGACGACCAUAUAAGCCGCAAAUACGCAUUCAAGGCGAGCCACACAGGAAUGCGCUCCUACAUUUACAAUAAGAACUCUGUGAUUGGCUCACAGGCAGAACACUGUGGGAUGCGGACGUACUUCUUCAGUGCGGACACACAGGAGGACAUGAAUGGCUGGAUCCGGGCCAUGAACCAGGCUGCACUGAUGCAGCAGAGUCACACCAUAAAGAGAGAGGUAGAGAGGCCAGAGAAGGCUGUGCACCAGGCCGUCCCACAGACCAAUCACGUCAAUGUCAACCAGAACUCUGAGAGCCUGCGUAGGCCGGACAGAGAGGAACCUCAGGAUAACGGAGUCCGACUGGCUCCCGGAGAGGAGGCGAGGUAUGGGUUGGAGAUCCAAAUGAGGCCCACCCAGCCUGCCACGGAGGAAAGAGUGGAGAGACUCUCCCCAGACUCUGUCCCUGGUCCUUCCCACAAGAAUGGCCAGCAAACUUUAGUCCAAGUGGCUCUGCCACCGGAACAGAAUGGAAACGUCACAUAUAAGAGGGGCUUUGUUCCAAGGACAGACACUGAGAAACACGUGCAGAGGAAGACUACGCUGGCUCAGGUGGAGCACUGGGUGAAAGUUCAAAAAGGGGAUCCACCAAAAAGUGUUUCUCCUGCUGAGUACAAUCUCCCUCGCCGGACCCCUCCCCUGAAGCCCAAAGCCAGCACGGUUGAUGUCACCUAUCAGUCGUUGCCAAAGACUCCCCGUCUCCCAUCUGGCAGCAGCUCUCCUCCAGCGACCUGCAACCUGCCCAGUGACUACAAGUACGCCCAUGACAGGCUCAGCCACUUCCGCAUGUCCACUGACGAACGAAUGGCCACCAAGGAGGGCAUGGUGUGGCAGCUGUACGAGUGGCAGCAGCGCCAGCAGUUCCGCCAUGGCAGCCCCACCGCACCCAUUUACACCGGCCCAAACUUCACGGACACCUCAUCUUUUAGGGUUACUGUGGAGAUGCCUCGUUCCAUCUCUGUGCCCCCAUCGCCAUGUGAAGUCCCACCGUCGGUUCCCUCCUCCCUCAAGCCCCUGUCCCCACGCAGGCCACACACCCCUUCAGACAGGGUGACAGUCAGACCCCUGGAUGAAGUGCCAGCUGGGGACAGCACAAGAUCCAACUCCCCUAGACAGAUCUGUGCCCAACUCUCUCAGACUUCUCAAAUAGAGAGAAGGUCAAUGCCAGCCAUGGGUUACAUCACACACACGGUCAGUGCACCGAGCUUGCAUGGCAAAACGCCAGAGGAGCUGACUCUGCUCCUCAUUCAACUGCGGAGGCACCAGGCCAAGAUGGCUGGUGUGCAUAGCCCCGGCGAUGCGUUUGCUCACCUGCAGCACCACCAGCACAACGGCCUUUUAGGCCCCAGCAUGCAGGCUGAUGAUACUUACAUACAACUGAAGAAGGACCUGGAGUAUCUAGAUUUGAAGGUCACCGGACGUGAAAGCCUUAAAGACAGACCAUCAAGACCUGUGAAAAUUGCAGAGAGUGAUGCUGAUGUGAAAUUAAGCCGAUUGUGUGAGCAAGACAAGAUUCUUCAGGAGCUGGAGGCCAGGAUACGCACUUUGAAGGAGGACAAGGACAAGCUGGAGUCGGUGCUGGAUGUGUCCCACCAGCAGAUGGAGCAGUACCGUGAUCAGCCGGCCCAUGCUGAGAAGAUUGCCUACCAGCAGAGAUUACUACAGGAGGAUGUGGUGCACAUAAGGGCUGACAUAUCCCAAGUCUCCACAGAGAUGGAGAACGCCUGGAACGAGUACAGCCGGCUGGAGAGAGACGUGGACUGGCUGAAGUCAGCCCUGCAGGCCCAGAUGAACCGCAGUGAUCUUUCUCAGCAGGAGAAAUCCCAGAUCAGGAAGGAGCUGUGGAGGAUUGAGGAUGUUAUCGCAGGCCUCAGCUCCAGUAAAGCCAACUACAAAGUCACUAUCUCCUCUGUGACCAACCCAGGUGAGACGAGUGCUGUGCCUGCCCAUACCAACAUGCACUGGAAGUCUGAGAGAGAGAGGAUAUUUGUGCCUUCAGUGGCGGCGUCAUCAGUGCCUUCUGUGUCUGGGAGCCCGUCUGCUAUGGAGAUGAGGGUGUCCCAGCAGCAGCACAGCCCCCACCUCAGCCCCACAGGCCACCCCACCACCCCCACCCUCUCCUCCAGCCCCAGCCAACAGCCCCUCGCUCACUCUACAGCCCCCAUCGCUGCUGGGCCUGCAUGGGAGGAGGAUGCCCCUCCCAGACCGCCCCUACCUCAGCUCUACAGUCCCGAUGAGCACCCCCCCGCUGUGCCCCCCCUGCCCAGGGAGACAACUGUCAUCAGACACACCUCUGUGCGCGGCCUCAAGAGACAGUCUGACGAACGCAAAAGGGACAGAGAAAUAGGCCACUUCACUAACGGAGACAACAAGGUGGAACUCAGGCCCUUCUUGAGUGAGCCGGAGCUUCUGGGAGCUGGAGACGGCGUCAGCUACUUUGGCAUGGUGGCGUCAGGACACGAUGGCGGUUACCAGACCUUACCGAGCAGAGGUCCAGCUGGCUCCUCGCUCAGGCUAAAUCAGUCUUCACACAUCCCCUCAUAUGUGACCCUCCGAAGAGCAGUCUCUGCUGCCGGUAUGAAGGAGAGACCAAAGAGUGCCUUGGAGCGUCUGUACUCUGGGGAUGCGGCGCAGCAGCAGAUGAGGGGAAAGAUGAGUGCCGACGAGCAGCUGGAAAGGAUGAAGAGGCACCAGAAGGCCCUCGUCCGCCAGCGCAAACGCACCCUGAGUCACGGAGACCGCCAUGGCUCUUCAUCGUCACGCACCUCCUCCUCAUCCUCACGCCCACUCUCAGCAGACCUGGGCUCAUGGAGGAGGGAGCAGGAGUUUGACCUGCAGCUGCUGGAGCGGGCUGUUCAGGGGGAGGAGGCGCGGGGAGUUCGGAGUGUCCAGGGCGAGGAAGGACCCGCCGAGCACAGGGAGAGACCCCGCUCUCAAUCCGACGAAUGGCUGACCUUCCGCUCCGUGGCCACAACCCCUCCCGCCCAAGAGGCUGACCUGGAACCACUAGACUACAACCUGGACCUGAACAAAGAGCUGUCCAAGCCUCAGAAGGUUUUAAUCCCUGAGCGCUACGUGGACUCAGAGCCAGAAGAGCCCCUCAGUCCUCAGGAGCUGGAGGAGCGCCAUCGCAAGGUGGAGCGCAUCAAGACCAUCCUGGCCAAGUCCAGCAUGCAAAACCUGGCACCAACUGUGUCUCCGGACAAGACGGAGACGGGGCUGGUGGGACUGGACUCUGCUCUGCAGGAGCAGGAGAGGAUCAUCACCAUGUCCUAUGCUCUGGCUUCAGAGGCAUCCAUCAAGAGCAAACAGGUCGCAGUCUCACCCCAGGCUAACACCCCCACCCCUCCUCCUCCACCCCCUCCUCCGCCGCCUCCUCUCCCUCCUGCAACUCUGGCGCCUCCCUCUCCUUUAAGCAACGGAAUUCACUACACGUUUGUCUAAUCAGAGAAAUAAACCCAAGCGAUUUCUGGACACUGAGGUGCUAUUCCCACAAUGACAUCAGCCAACUGGCUUCUGCAACAAGGGAGGACGUUGCUUGAUUUGGGCAGUGACACUGCUAUGUAGUAGAAGAACUGUAGUAAUCAUUUAACCUGCACUCCGAUGCACAAGCAGGAUCGACUCCAUUAAAGCAUUUCUAUAGUCGCUCAAAGCUGUUUUUUUUUUUUUUUUUUCCUGAAGAAAAAUGGAACACUCUGCUGUGGAGGCUCCUGUGCUCAUUAACUCUGGACGUGUCUAACAAAUGUUAAUCCCAUAAUAAAAAGAAGUUUUGUACUUGUUAUUGCACUUUUCAAGUGUAUACUGCAUCAUGGUGAAGAAUCGAAACUGAUAUUUUCACGGUAUGACUGAGAUGCCUUUACUUGCGGUGUGAUCUCAACUGGGAGUUUGUGUGUGUUUUUCAGACAGGGAGUGUGUGCGUAAUCAUCUUCUGGAGGGUACUAAUGAACAAGAGGUACCAAAAUGUCCCAUGACAAUAGUAUUUUUGUCCAACUCAGAUGAUAUUCUUACACCAAACCACUUGAACUAUAAUAUAUAUGUAUCUACUGUAGCACUGCCAGUCUCUUAUUAUUAGCUUGCCAAAAGGAAUUUUAUUUUUGCUUACAUCAGGAUGAAAAAUAACCUUUAACAUAUUUUCUGUAUGACUGGGGGAAGAUUGCACAAUGGAAAUUUAUAAAAAUGUGAAUAUUAAAGAUAUUAACACAA